AUGGAUCGCGAUGGUAAUGCAGGCGUUAACGAAUUGCAUCAGGAUAGGCCCCACGCUAUCACAGCGAAGGUUGUCAAGCCGAGAAGAAAGCCUAGAGCCCCGAAGAAGAACAAACUAUCUUCAGAUCAAGUGCGCAGAAACCAUGUGGUCUCCGAGCAAAGAAGAAGAGAGCUUGUAAGGAAUGUGUACGAUGACCUUGUGGAAGUAGUGGCGGGUUUGGAGCCAAGUGAGCGAAGAUCGGAGGUUUUGAUAUAUUUGAAGACGAUCAACCACCUUAAAUGGCUAUAUCGAAGAAAUUCAUACCUCCGAAAAUUACUGACCGAAAAAUAUGAACGCCAAGGGAAACCUGCAGUUGAGCUGCCGAAUCGAUUAGUGUGGGAAUUGCGAUCCAGCCCGUCGGUCGAAGAAGAGAUUGAUAAACAAGAAAACAGUCAGUGA
This is a messenger RNA of Torulaspora globosa, 438 nucleotides long. RefSeq names its product Ino4p (gene INO4). NCBI's taxonomy places the organism in Eukaryota, Fungi, Ascomycota, Saccharomycetes, Saccharomycetales, Saccharomycetaceae. The coding region runs from base 1 to 438 and encodes 145 amino acids. Gene Ontology annotation, molecular function: protein dimerization activity. The record is from RefSeq and is a predicted model, not a curated record. The transcript has a single exon.